Meloidogyne enterolobii is the source of this 520-nucleotide messenger RNA. The record is from the annotation of a GenBank genome assembly. NCBI's taxonomy places the organism in Eukaryota, Metazoa, Nematoda, Chromadorea, Rhabditida, Meloidogynidae.
UUUGGAGGUGGUGGCGGAGUUAGUAAGGUUUGUAUGUAGUCGGGGUUAAGAUGAAUUUUAUUAAGGGGAGUGGGUUUCGGAAAUGUAAUUCUUUUACGAAUUCUUUUAUUGUUUGUCCUCUCCCAUUUUCUUAUCAUGUUCUUCUUUAUGGUCCGUUCAUUGAUGGGCAGGGCUUCGAUUACACCAGUUUCCAGAAUGCGCACUCGCGAGGCAAUGUUGAGGCGUUGUGGUAGUUUGAGAGAAGCCAGUGAAGGGGGUUUGAAGGAGGCCAGUGAAGGGAGUUUGAAGGAGGCCAGUGGAGGUGGUUUGAAGGAAGCCAGUGAAGGUGGUUGACCACGUGGGCGAGUUGAAGUAGUUUCUGGUGUUUGUAAUUCUGAAGGGGGUAGUGCAGAGGAUUCAGUAGUGGCAAUUUCAAUUGUUGGAGUAGAGUCACAUUCCAUGUUUGUGUCGGUUGAUGCUGAGUGUUGGAGCCUGCUAUCUUUUAACGAAAUUUUAAAUUUUUUAUUAAAUGGGGGUAUUU